Echinops telfairi (small Madagascar hedgehog) is the source of this 2465-nucleotide messenger RNA. RefSeq names its product docking protein 4 (gene DOK4). The transcript is spliced from 8 exons. The record is from RefSeq and is a predicted model, not a curated record. Gene Ontology annotation, cellular component: cytoplasm. NCBI's taxonomy places the organism in Eukaryota, Metazoa, Chordata, Mammalia, Afrosoricida, Tenrecidae. Gene Ontology annotation, biological process: cell surface receptor protein tyrosine kinase signaling pathway; positive regulation of MAPK cascade. Bases 274 to 1311 code for a protein of 345 amino acids.
AAGAAGGAGCGAGAGCGAGCGAGCGAGGAUGAGGAAGAUAUCCCGUCUGUGAGCUGCUUGUCACUUUUCGCUGCCAGCAGGCGCCGGGCGAAGGAGCUGCUAGAACAAUGCUGAGGCGCGCGAGGUGAGGAGCCCAGCCUGGUGCCCCCCGCCCCCCGCCCCGACGGAGCAUCAGGAACAGGUGAUUGGAGCCGCCGGAAACCAGGGCCACCUGGCCACCCCUCCCCUCGCCUCGCCAGCCGGGCGCCCCAGAGACAGCGGCGGUGGGGAACCAUGGCGACCAAUUUCAACGACAUUGUCAAGCAAGGCUACGUGAAGAUGAAGAGCAGGAAGCUCGGGAUCUACAGGCGGUGCUGGCUGGUCUUCCGGAAAUCUUCCAGCAAGGGGCCCCAGCGGCUUGAGAAGUACCCGGAUGAGAAGUCGGUGUGCCUGCGAGGUUGCCCCAAGGUGACUGAGAUCAGCAAUGUCAAGUGUGUCACGCGGCUCCCCAAGGAGACCAAGCGGCAGGCAGUGGCCAUCAUCUUUGCGGACGACUCAGCGCGCACCUUCACGUGUGACUCAGAGCUGGAGGCGGAGGAGUGGUACAAGACCCUGUCCGUGGAGUGUCUGGGGUCUCGGCUCAAUGACAUCAGUCUAGGGGAGCCAGACCUCCUGGCCCCGGGCGUACAGUGUGAACAGACAGAUCGCUUCAACGUCUUCCUGCUGCCCUGCCCCAACCUGGAUGUGUACGGCGAGUGCAAGCUGCAGAUCACCCACGAAAACAUCUACCUCUGGGACAUCCACAACCCCCGCGUGAAACUCGUCUCCUGGCCGCUCUGCUCGCUGCGCCGCUACGGCCGGGACACCACUCGCUUCACCUUCGAGGCUGGCCGGAUGUGCGACGCUGGGGAAGGCCUCUACACCUUCCAGACACAGGAGGGGGAACAGAUUUACCAGCGGGUGCACAGUGCCACACUGGCCAUCGCAGAGCAGCACAAGCGAGCCCUGCUGGAGAUGGAGAAGAAUGUGCGGCUGCUGAACAAGGGCACGGAGCACUACUCGUACCCCUGCACGCCCACCACCAUGCUGCCCCGCAGUGCCUACUGGCACCACAUCACAGGCUCCCAGGACAUUGCUGACGCCUCUAGCUGUGCAGCCUUGUGCCCACAGGUGAGGGGUAUGGGGCAGCCCAGGCCUGCUCAGAAACGGACCUCCUCCACAGAUUUAUCCUGCUCAAGCCAAAGUCCAGCCCGGGGGCCAGUUGUGAGGCUCAGAGCCCCGCCCAGUGACACAGGACCGCCAGGGCUGCCUGUGCCGGCCUGGCUGCAGUGACCAGGGAUGGCCCUGAGGGGCUGCUGGCCAUCAGCCCAGACAGGUGCUGUCCCUCCUUUUCCCCUGAGGGUGAAGCUGGAUGAAGGCAUAGGGCUGGCCACACCGCCUGAGCAUGAGGGGCUGGAGCCACGUGGAACUGUGUACUGUUCGUGAUUUAAUAUAUACGGCUUAUGACAUAUUCUGUAUUACUGAGACUUCUCCCCUCCCGCCAUCCCCACAUACGCACUUCUAAUCCCCGAGUGGGUCAUGGGCAAGGCUGGGUAAGAGUGUGAGCAGCGGCCCUGGCCUCUGUGGCCCACCCCUCCUGCCACCAGGCCCUGCUCGAGCUGCAGGGACCAGAGGGGGGACAAUCAGGUGAUGCCGGCACUGACCAUGGGCCUUCCCCAAGCAGCCCAAGGGCCGACAGCAGGUGGUUACCCUGCUCCUCUGGGCCCAGCGAGGUACUGGAAGGGCCCGGCCUGGCACUUGGGAGGGUGACGCAGAGGGGACAUCUGGCUGACAUCUCAGGUGAAUCUGGUCUUAAAACAGCAUCUCUGUGCAGGCUCUUUCCUGCCUGCUGGGCUCAGACGCCCCGAAGUAGGGGUGCCGUGUUCUUCAGACAAGCAGAAGAAGGCUGUUUCCCGCCCGGGGCCAGGCUGGGCCAGGCCUGUGGAGAGGGCCCCUGCCACCCUUCUCAAUGUCGGGUGGGCACUGCCUGCUCCCCUGGGACCAGCCAGAAGCCCUCAAAACCCCAGACCUCUCCUCCUCCCCACACGGUGCUGAGGCUCCUGCUGAAACACGACUCAAGCAAUCCUUGUUCCAGUGCUGGUAUCUAUCGAGUACCGUGCAGAAGGGCUAUCUUUCUACCCACAGCAAACCUUGGCUUACGAGGUUUGUGGUGUUCUGUUUUUAAGUACCUUAGGGUUCUGAUUUGCAGGACUGGACCUUGUAAAUAACCACUAUUGGAGCUGUGGCAGGAGGCUCCCUCCCAAGAGGGCCCUGCAGUCCAAUCGGCCUAGCACCUACUCUGGGGAGUGGACACCCCACGGAGUAAGCGGGUCCCUUGGCCUUGGGGAGAGCGGCCGAGCUGGCUGGCUCAGCUAGUGGCACUAUGAAGCAUGAAGGAGAUGAUGUUGUGCUCUUUAUUGCCAAAAAUAAAAAACUUUACAAAGACA